GUUCGCUGUAUUGUGUUGUGUUGCUUUGUUCGGUACUGAAUAGUUGUAAUAUGUAUUGCAUAGUGUUAGCAAACCUUUCAUAGUUUCACGAUAUAACUACAUACAUUCAUAAGAUUUGUGUUUGAGGGAUGUCAGCGAACCGUUGAGGAGAAAUCAGGGCCGAUUAAAAGGGAUCUCUAAAGCAUGUCCAGUAUGUCUGGUUACGUACAAUUCAACCAGCAAGCCUCGUUACCCGGUAUAUUGGGUUUCAUUCAGAACCAGAUGGGUACCGACCAAGAAGAGCACAGGUUUAACCCUCCAACCGGAGGGAGCUUCGCUGCAUUCUACGAGUCUUCUGAAGAGUUCAAAAUAACAGACCCAUCAGCAGUCAGAUCAGAGAGUUCAGAGGAUAUCUUCGAGUCUUAUCGACCUUCGGGAGAUGCUGAUGGUGAGACAGUGGUGAAUGAUCAUGUUAGAACUAGGAAGGAACAGAUCAGGCUUCAAGACGGGCGGUAUGAUGCACACAGGAAAGCGAGCAAGAUUCAAGAAGGCUACGGGUUGGCUGAGGUCCCACUACGGGUGCCGCGAGAUGCUCAGACAGAAAAGCGAUGCCAGAUGUUUUCAGUGUUCGUGACUCUGAUAUCUUUACUAGCGAUAUUCUUCUUCGCCAUGACCAAGCCAGUUUGGACAACCACUCGGUUCUUAGAAGAUGAUGCAUUACAAGCAGACCAUUACAAAGGGUUGUGUGAUAUUAGUGGUGUAAUACCGCUAGAGGGUACUGCAGAGUGCAAUUCCAUCAGAUCCAGAGAAAACACCCAGGUGUACUGCAAGAUCACAUGCACACACGGUUUAAACGAGGGGGCAGUAGACAGUAACUUCAUACUUAACGGUGACGGUCUAUCUUUUAACCUAACCUGUGAUAAGAGCAUUUCGGAGUGGACUUACGACGUCAACAAGAUCUGUCUAUCAGAGCCCACAGAGUGAAGCCAACUCCGUAUACUAGAUGCAGCGUCACUUCGCUCCUUCAUUCGUUUCAACUGCCAGCAUUUUAUACAUCGGCUAACGGCUGGACCUAAUAAUUGAUAUGGGAUAAGAAGUAUCAUCGUUUUCUAUAUUGUUUUUAAUAUGAAGUACUGUUGUCAAGUGGCAGCUAGGUAACUUGACUCACGGAGAGUUUGAUACAUGUGACGAUCAGUUCCAUGUCACCGCAGUGACACCGCAGUGACACCGCAGUGACACCGCAGUGACACCGCAGUGACACCGCAGUGACACCGCAGUGACACCGCAGUGACACCGCAGUGACACCGCAGUGACACCGCAGUGACACCGCAGUGACACCGCAGUGACACCGCAGUGACACCGCAGUGACACCGCAGUGACACCGCAGUGACACUGCAGGAACAUACAAAUUAAUUUAUUUGGUUGACCCCGACAGAUCAUCAAUUUAUAGACCUUGAGCUUUUAUUUUAAGAUUUUGUUAAUCCGAAUAAAUUUGGGUGAGAUUAAUGAUGAUCAUUGUUUCAGAAUAAGUAGCUUAGCCAUAAUUAAUUAAAAAUUCCGACCACAAUUUAAUUGUGGUAAACGGCAUUUUAGGAAAAAUAUAAGGGAAAAAUUAAACACUGCGCUUUUAUCGGAUCUGAGAUUAAAUUUGACGUUAAAUACGUAUCACUUUAACUAUAUAUGUUAAUAUUUCCGGAUAAAACACCGUCUGUUCGACAUAUCCGAAUAGUUUUUAAAGAUAAAAUGUCAAUUAUUGUAGAUUUGGUAGGGUCAUCAUGAACUAUCUCUCUAGAAUGGGGUUUAGUUGAAGUUUUAAUUUAUAUGUAAGUAAUAUUAAUUAGGAGAAAAGGAAGAAUUGUGUUAAAUUAUAGCUAAUGUUUUAUAUUUUUACCAACGUGAUUAUAAUUUAUACUUGAAAUUAUAAUGAAUGAUAUUAUAAUCAUAUUUUACAAUAAUUAAUUCACACA
This is a messenger RNA of Bolinopsis microptera, 1946 nucleotides long. RefSeq names its product corepressor interacting with RBPJ 1-like. The coding region runs from base 184 to 963 and encodes 259 amino acids. The record is from RefSeq and is a predicted model, not a curated record. The transcript is spliced from 6 exons. NCBI's taxonomy places the organism in Eukaryota, Metazoa, Ctenophora, Tentaculata, Lobata, Bolinopsidae.